AUGCAGCCAUAUGCCCCAAACUGGACCCAUGUAACAGAGUUUGUCAUAGUGGGCUUUGCUGGGGUGCAUGAAGCACGCCCCCUCUUCUUUACACUCUUCCUCACCAUGUACCUAUUCACCCUGGUGGAGAACUUGGCCAUCAUCGUGGUGGUGGCUUUAGACCACCGGCUACGUAGACCCAUGUAUUUCUUCCUGACACACUUGUCCUGCCUUGAAAUCUGGUACACUUCGGUGACAGUGCCCAAGAUGCUGGCUGGUUUUAUUGGGGUAGGUGGGAGCAAGAACAUCUCCUAUGCUGGCUGCCUGUCCCAGCUCUUCAUCUUUACCUUCCUGGGGGCAACGGAGUGUUUCCUACUGGCUGCCAUGGCCUAUGACCGCUAUGUGGCCAUUUGUAUGCCUCUCCGAUAUGCGGCCUUGGUGUCGUGGGGCGCCUGCAUCCGUCUGGCCGCUGCUUGUUGGCUGGCGGGCCUCCUCACACCUGUUUUGCCUAUCUACCUCAUGUCCCAGCUGACGUUUUGUGGCCCCAACGUCAUCGACCACUUCUUCUGUGAUGCCUCACCGCUGCUAGCCUUGUCCUGCUCAGAUGUCACCCUGAAGGAGACCACAGACUUCCUCGUUUCUCUGGCGGUGCUCCUGGCCUCCUCUACGGUUAUUUCUGUGUCCUAUGGCAACAUCGUCUGGACGUUGCUGCACAUCCAUUCAGCUGCUGAGCGCAGGAAGGCCUUCUCCACUUGUGCAGCUCACCUGACAGUGGUGAGCCUCUUCUAUGGCACUCUUUUUUUCAUGUAUGUCCGCACCAAAGUGGCCUCCUCCGUCAACUUCAACAAGGUGGUGUCUGUCUUCUACUCCAUUGUCACGCCAAUGCUCAACCCCCUCAUCUAUAGUCUUCGGAACAGGGAGGUGAAGGGAGCUCUGGGCCGAGCCUUGUCCCUCAGGUCUUGGAAAGGUCAGCAAGGAGGAAGGUGA
This is a messenger RNA of Puma concolor (puma), 966 nucleotides long. It is a transcript of the gene OR6Q1, whose product is annotated as olfactory receptor family 6 subfamily Q member 1. NCBI's taxonomy places the organism in Eukaryota, Metazoa, Chordata, Mammalia, Carnivora, Felidae. Gene Ontology annotation, molecular function: olfactory receptor activity; G protein-coupled receptor activity. The record is from RefSeq and is a predicted model, not a curated record. Gene Ontology annotation, biological process: G protein-coupled receptor signaling pathway. Gene Ontology annotation, cellular component: membrane.